Esox lucius (northern pike) is the source of this 1677-nucleotide messenger RNA. RefSeq names its product G protein-coupled receptor 84 (gene gpr84). Gene Ontology annotation, biological process: neuropeptide signaling pathway. Bases 108 to 1373 code for a protein of 421 amino acids. The record is from RefSeq and is a predicted model, not a curated record. Gene Ontology annotation, molecular function: urotensin II receptor activity. Lineage: Eukaryota; Metazoa; Chordata; Actinopteri; Esociformes; Esocidae. The transcript has 2 exons. Gene Ontology annotation, cellular component: membrane.
ACUGAUAAAAGCAAGAGUAACCAGUUCAGUAACAGAAUAAUUGGUUCUUCACCUCCCAGGAAGAACCACUUAUUAAUAUUUUCAUGACAUAAAUCUUCAGAACUGAGAUGCUGGAGAACUUCACAGGUGACGCGGGGAAUGAGUCCUUCUCCUGCCACAACCCCUCGGUGGAGGUCUACCGCUAUUUUGGCGUGCUGUGGGGUUCGGCCGUGACCAUAGUGGGAACGGUCGGGAACAUCCUGACCAUUCUGGCCUUCGCCACGGACACGCGCCUCCGGACACGUUUCAAUGUGCUCAUCGUGAAUCUGGCCCUGGCAGACCUGCUGUACUGCACCCUGCUGCAGCCCGUCUCCGUGGACUCCUACCUCCACCUCCGCUGGAGGGGCGGUGCCCUCUGGUGCCGUGUCUUCGGCCUCCUCCUCUUCCUCUCCAACUCUGUCUCCAUCAUCACCCUGUGUCUGAUUGCGUUCAGCCGCUACCUGCUGGUGGCGCGACGGGCUGUGUUUGAACGGGUGUUUUCGCUGCGGGGCCUGUUCUUUCUCCUUCCGAUGACCUGGGCCUUGGGUCUAGCCAGCUUUGGCCCGCUCUGGCCUGUCUACGUUUUUGCCCCGCAAGUUUGCACCUGCAGCUUCCACCGCACCAGAGGGCGCCCUUACACCACCGUGCUGCUCUUCUUCUACUUCUUCAUUGGCCUGGGCUGUGUCGGGCUGUUCUACCUGCUCAUUUACAGGCGAGUCAAGGUGGCGGCAAAGGCGCUGGUCAAGUACCGGUUCAGCCAGCGCUCAUCCAGAAAGAAAAAGCCCAAAUCCUCAGAACAGGGGACAGAGGGGGACAGCGGGCUUGGGAGUGGGGUGGCCAGCACCCAGAGCUGUGAGUUGAGCGGCCAGGAGGAACUAGCCCAAAACAAGUGUGGAGAGAAGGAAAGUCCUGGCCAGUCUUCCCUCUCCAACUUGGGCUCUGCUUCAAUUUCACAAUCAGCACAACCGGCAGGGGGACAGGGGCUCCCUCCCACCCACAUCCCUGCACCCCACGUGGCCACUCCUGCCCCAAUCACUGCCCCCCCCCCCUCCACCUCCACCGCCGCCUCUUCAGGGGACAGCAGUGAGUUCAGGCGUGUGACCCGGAUGUGUUUCACUGUCUUUGUGUGUUUCGUCUGCUGUUUUGCCCCGUUUCUGCUAGUGAACAUCGCUGAUAAGCAGAAUCGUGCCCCACAGCUGCUCCACAUGUUCUGUGCCAACCUCACCUGGCUCAACAGUUGUAUCAACCCCAUGCUUUACGCUGUCAUGAACCGGCAGUUUGGACAGGCCUACAGGGCUCUGUUGGCAAAGGCCCUCACACCACUGACGCCUCUCACACGCCUCUGGACACAUUAACUUGAUAUGAACUUGACAUGGGCCAUGUAACCUGUGUGUUACUAAGUCAUAUUGUGCUCCUGAAUCAUUUUGUUUUUAUUAUUCGCUUGGCUACUGUGUGUAAAUAAAUCCGAUUUUGUGUGUAAAUCCGAUUUUGUGUUUUAAUUUCAGGCUGUAAGGCAACAAAAUGUGAACAUUUUGAAAGGGGGUGGUGACUUUCAUAUUGGUAUGGAUGUAAUGAAAGUAGUCAUAUUGGUAUGGAUGUAAUGACAAUAGCCUUAUUGGUAUGGAUGUAAUCAUAGCAGUGAUAUUGGUAUGGAUGUAA